UGUCACUGUAUGAGUCCACGCCAACAGAAUGAGUAAAUAUUGUUACUAGGAGCAAUGCGAACACAGAGCUGACGAGCAAGUCAUUAAUACUGUACAGCCUACUCUGGCCCAACACUCUUUACACAAGAACAAUCCCUGUUUAAGCAGAGCUAUAAACAAUUGGAUGACAGCAGGGACACCUGAGCAUUCAGAGCCGGUACACGGGACAGAAAGCAUCUACAGUCACGUUCCAAAGGAACGCACAGCCCCAUGGCCUGAAAUUUUGCACAAACGCUUUCAUCUUUCCUCUACAGGAACUCAUCUUUGCUAUUGUACAUUAAAACUUAAUUCAUCUACGCUAUUUUGGAUUUCACAAGGAUUGGUCUUCAAUCACACAUUGAACUAAUAAUGCUCCUUUUGACUUAUAUAUUCAGCUAUGUUCUCCUGUUGGGAUCUGUAUCCCGUUUGACUUUGUAAAACCAACUUGAGUUUAAAGAACAAAGACGGAUAUUGCCUGUUCUCAGACUGUCCAUUUUUGUUUCAAGCAUGGAACAGGAAUAUCAAGUUCCGGAAUGCCCAAUUUGCUUUGGAUCCUAUGAUAAUGUGUUCAAAACACCUCUUCUGUUGCCUUGCAAACACACUUUCUGCAUGGAGUGUUUGUCCAAGCUUUGCGUUUUUCAGAAAGAGAUGGAAAGUUUUUGCUGUCCCAUCUGCAGGGCUAAGGUCACUAUCCCACAAGGGGGCGUCCCACAGCUACCCCCCAACAUGGACAUUGUCUCCCGUUACCCGCCAUGGAUGAAUCAGCUGCAGAAAGUGUGGAUAGAAGGGUCUAAACUUUGUUGGAAGAAAGAUAAUGGGGAGACCCACGUCGGCAGUACCAGAAACUCUUUGUCUCACUUCCCACAAGGGCAAGAGGAAAAUGUAAUUAUAACAGUCUUUCUACUGGGACCUGCUCAGCCCAGCUUUUCUCAGCCACAGAACCUGACUACAGUUAAUCGACAGCCACACUACCAUCGCUGCAACCUCAUGCUAAGGAAUUAUGGUUGCCUCUUGUGGAUCUUCACCUGCUGUAUUCUUUUACUGUUUUUUGUUGUGUUUUUUCCAACAUAUCUACGUGUUUAAAUCAUAUACGUAACAUGUGUACACAUGGCAACGGGACAACCUUCAGCCAUUCCUCACCAAUAUGACCUCAUUAAGAAUUUGCUUGAAGUUCAAUCCAUCCAAAACUGGUAUUUGAUCUGUGGUGGAUCCUGGGGGGCUAAUCUACCCAUCCACCAUUGCUGGUCCUUCCCCUUAUGGAAUCUCUCUCUUUCCUCUCCACAUUGUUAAUAAAGUUCGAAAAGUGGGUGGAGUUGGAAACUUAAGUUCAAGUUUUCCCUCCACUCAAGUCCCGAAGAGAUAUAAAUCCAUUAAGCAUCAGUCUCAUUGGCAUCUACCCUACACUGAAAUUCUAGCUUGGUUUGGACUAACCCUUUAAAUAAUAAUUACAUUUAAAUGACAAUCAUCUAAAUGGAAUUGUAAGAACAACCAUUGGAAAUUGUUUCAAGACACAGUAUAAUAAAUCCUAACAUCAGA
Rana temporaria (common frog) is the source of this 1554-nucleotide messenger RNA. RefSeq names its product RING finger protein 223-like. Gene Ontology annotation, molecular function: ubiquitin protein ligase activity. Lineage: Eukaryota; Metazoa; Chordata; Amphibia; Anura; Ranidae. The record is from RefSeq and is a predicted model, not a curated record. The transcript is spliced from 2 exons. Gene Ontology annotation, biological process: protein ubiquitination. Bases 526 to 1101 code for a protein of 191 amino acids.